Messenger RNA from Pezoporus occidentalis (night parrot), 1823 nucleotides. RefSeq names its product DnaJ heat shock protein family (Hsp40) member C7 (gene DNAJC7). NCBI's taxonomy places the organism in Eukaryota, Metazoa, Chordata, Aves, Psittaciformes, Psittacidae. The record is from RefSeq and is a predicted model, not a curated record. The coding region runs from base 73 to 1563 and encodes 496 amino acids. Gene Ontology annotation, molecular function: protein binding. The transcript is spliced from 14 exons.
CGAAACCCCGCCCCUUCCGGCGCAGCGCCCGCCCCCGCGCCGCCGCCAGUCGCAGCCCGGCCCGGCGGUAAGAUGGCGGCGGUGGCCGAGUGCGAUGUGAUCAUGGCGGCGCCCGAGGGACCCGGCGAGCCCGAGAGCGAGGAGGAGACCCGCAGAGAAGCAGAGUCAUUCAAGGAGCAAGGAAACGCGUACUACGCCAAGAAGGAUUACAACGAAGCAUACAACUAUUACACGAAAGCCAUAGAUACCUGUCCUAAUAAUGCCAGUUAUUAUGGUAACAGAGCUGCCACACUCAUGAUGCUGGGGCGAUUCCGAGAAGCACUGGGAGAUGCUCAGCAGUCUGUCAGACUGGAUGAUAGCUUUGUAAGGGGCCAUCUACGGGAAGGGAAGUGCCAUCUUUCCCUAGGGAAUGCCAUGGCUGCCAGCCGCUGCUUUCAACGAGUUUUAGAACUGGAUCAUAAGAAUUCCCAGGCGCAGCAGGAGCUGAAGAAUGCCACUACUGUGCUGGAGUAUGAGAAAAUAGCUGAGGUGGACUUUGAGAAACGGGAUUUCAGGAAGGUUGUGUUCUGCAUGGAUCGUGCUUUGGAGUUUGCUCCUGCUUGUCACCGGUUCAAAAUCCUCAAGGCUGAGUGUUUAGCAUUACUGGGUCGCUACCCAGAGGCACAGUCUGUAGCAAGUGACAUCUUACGGAUGGACUCGACGAACGCGGACGCUCUCUAUGUGCGGGGCCUGUGCCUGUAUUAUGAGGACUGUAUUGAGAAGGCAGUGCAGUUCUUUGUCCAGGCUCUCCGAAUGGCUCCUGACCACGAGAAAGCAUGUCUUGCCUGCCGUAAUGCCAAAGCACUUAAAGCGAAGAAAGAAGAUGGGAAUAAAGCAUUCAAAGAUGGAAACUACAAACUAGCAUAUGAACUGUACACAGAGGCACUAGGGAUAGACCCCAACAAUAUAAAAACCAAUGCCAAACUGUACUGCAACCGGGGGACGGUUAAUUCAAAGCUUAGGAAACUUGAAGAAGCAAUAGAUGACUGCACGAAUGCAGUGAAACUGGAUGACACGUAUAUCAAAGCAUACUUGAGGAGAGCACAAUGUUACAUGGACACAGAACAAUACGAAGAUGCUGUAAGAGACUAUGAAAAGGUUUAUCAGACAGAAAAAACAAAAGAACACAAGCAGCUUCUAAAGAACGCACAGGUGGAACUGAAGAAGAGCAAACGGAAAGACUACUACAAAAUCCUUGGGGUGGACAAAAAUGCUUCUGAGGAUGAGAUCAAGAAGGCUUACAGGAAAAGAGCACUAAUGCAUCAUCCAGACCGGCACAGUGGGGCAAGUGCAGAAGUACAGAAGGAAGAGGAGAAGAAAUUUAAGGAGGUUGGAGAAGCCUUUACCAUCCUGUCAGAUCCCAAGAAGAAGGCUCGCUAUGACAGCGGCCAGGAUCUAGAAGAGGAUGGAUUGAACAUGGGAGACUUUGAUGCAAAUAACAUCUUCAAGGCCUUCUUCGGUGGGCCAGGUGGCUUCAGUUUUGAAGCUUCUGGGCCUGGAAAUUUCUUUUUCCAAUUUGGCUAAAAAACCGCCCCCAAACCAAACCACACAUACCUGAUCUGCUUCUUUUACCCUUGAACACGGACAUACUUAGACUCCUUUCCUUCAUCAUGUCUCAUUGUACUUAGAGCAGUUUCAUUUUCUCGGUUGGAGACCUCUGUUUUGUGUGCUUUUGUGUGAAGAGGAAACCAGCUCGGGGAGGGGAAGGCUUGUGACUUGUUUUACUGUUAACUUUAUUAAAAAAGAGAAAGAAAAAUAAAGCUUUGAAUCUCUUGGUCCCUCCA